AUGUACUCUCUCUGUAUAUAUAUGAAAAUUUCUGUAAAUUUCAUUAUUCAAGUAUUUUUCUUACCAUUUGCAAAGUAGAAUAACUAUAGAAGAGGCGGCGGGGAUGGGGAAUUGCUGUUCCGACGUGGCCGGUGCCCAGUCGGCCAUCGGAGGUACCGCAUCAUUUCACACCAGCUCAGCAGUCAACGCUCCGAACGAGGCCGUGGAGGCCUUCCUAAAUUCUCGUGGUCAUCAGCUCCUCUACUCUCAGAUCGAGCUGUCUUUAUCUGCUUCAAAUUUGCGUGACCGGGAUGUGCUCUCAAAGAGUGAUCCUAUGGCAGUUCUCUAUAUUAAAGGAAGAGAUGGUUCACUUCAGGAGCUUGGUCGCACUGAAGUAGUUUUAAAUUCAUUGAAUCCUAAGUGGAUCAGAAAAUAUACUCUUACAUAUCAAUUUGAGAUGGUGCAGUAUUUGGUGUUUCGUAUCUAUGACGUUGACACACAGUUUCGCAAUACUGAUGUCAAGGCGCUUAAGCUGGAAGAGCAGCAGUUUCUUGGUGAGACUACUUGUGCAUUGUCACAGAUUGUCACAAAAUCAAACAGGUCUUUGACCUUGGAUCUUGGACGUGGAGAACCAUUUUCCACUCCAGCCCAUACACAAAAGUUUGGCCAACUCACUGUUUAUGCUGAAGAAAGUGUGGCAGCAAAGACUACAGCAGAGUUGAUAUUAAGAUGUUCAGACUUAGAAUCGAAGGAUUUGUUCUCAAAAAGUGACCCCUUUCUGGUGAUAUCAAAACUCACAGAGACCGGUAUUGCUGUUCCAAUCUGCAAAACUGAAGUUUUGAAAAAUGAUCGCAGUCCUAAAUGGAAAUCAAUUUUCUUAAAUAUUCAACAAAUUGGAAGCAAGGACAGCCCAAUAAUCAUUGAGUGUUUUGAUUUCAAUAGCAAUGGAAAACAUGAUUUAAUUGGAAAAGUUCAGAAAUCACUGGCAGACUUGGAGAAGCUACAUUCUGUUGGCAUGGGAGAAAAUUUGUUCAUCCCAGUGUCUGUUGGGCAGAAUCAUCAAAGCAAGGUAUUAAAGAGUCAAUUGUUUGUGGAUACAUAUUCAGAGAAGAUCCAGUAUACUUUCCUUGAUUACUUGGCUGGAGGUUUUGAGCUUAACUUCAUGGUGGCUAUUGAUUUUACUGCUUCGAAUGGUAAUCCCCGCUUACCUGAUUCGUUGCACUAUAUUGAUCCUUCAGGACGGCCAAAUGCAUAUCAGAGAGCAAUUUUGGAGGUUGGAGGAGUAUUGCAGUUUUACGAUUCAGAUAAAAAAUUUCCUGCUUGGGGUUUUGGAGCACGGCCAAUUGAUGGACCAGUAUCACAUUGUUUUAACUUAAAUGGAAGCAGUAAUUACUGUGAGGUUGAUGGAAUCCAGGGAAUUAUGACGGCAUACACAAGUGCCCUUUGUAAUGUUUCGCUGGCAGGACCAACAUUAUUUGGACCAGUGGUUACCAAUGCUGCAUUUAUUGCCAGCCAAUCUGUAGCCAAUAACGAAUGGAAAUACUUUAUUUUGUUGAUAAUUACGGAUGGAGUGAUAACUGAUCUCCAGGAAACGAAGGAUGCCCUUGUUAGUGCAUCUGAUCUGCCUCUGUCAAUACUUAUUAUUGGGGUUGGAGGAGCUGACUUCAAAGAAAUGGAGAUUUUAGAUGCAGAUAAGGGAGAGCGACUGGAAAGUUCAACUGGACGAGUUGCAUCACGUGACAUAGUUCAGUUUGUCCCAUUCCGAGAAGUGCAUAGUGGAGAUAUCUCUGUCGUUCAAUCACUUGUAGCAGAACUGCCUUCCCAAUUUUUAGCAUACAUGAGAGCCAGAGAUAUAUCUCCAAAUAAGUAAUAAAUAUUGGAACUGUACAUAAACAAAUUAUUUCUCCUGUUAUUUUUGGCACCAAUUAAAUAUACUUUUUUUGGGACCCCUGAAGCACCAGCUUCAACAAAUUUAGUUCCUGGCGAUGUCUUUUUCGUCUUGCCGGGAUGAACAUGCUCGUAUUUGUUCAUAAAUCAUAACAAUUUUCUGUGUUCAUUAUCUUUGGAAAUGAUUGGAAAAAUCUUAUAUGUUUCAUCAGAAAUUCUAUAAAUUCUCAAGCUGUUGAUUUUGAA
Molecule: messenger RNA, 2112 nt
Organism: Olea europaea var. sylvestris
Lineage: Eukaryota; Viridiplantae; Streptophyta; Magnoliopsida; Lamiales; Oleaceae
Product: protein BONZAI 1-like
Exons: 16
Coding region: 104-1849 (581 amino acids)
Biological process (GO): cellular response to calcium ion
Cellular component (GO): plasma membrane
Molecular function (GO): calcium-dependent phospholipid binding
Source: RefSeq, a predicted model, not a curated record